Messenger RNA from Drosophila kikkawai, 776 nucleotides. Lineage: Eukaryota; Metazoa; Arthropoda; Insecta; Diptera; Drosophilidae. The record is from RefSeq and is a predicted model, not a curated record.
UAAGUUUUUUUUAAUUUUACGUAGACUAGUUGAAAAUCGUCCAGUUAAAAAUAUUGGUCUUCGCUCUAAAACAGAUAUGGAACAUCCUUUUGCACCGGAUUGUCCUUGUUACAGAAAUUCCAGCCAGCAAUGUAGCUUCUGCAGCCUCAACCAAGACAUGGAAACCACUGACGACUCUCUGGAUAGCCUGGACAGCCCUGCCCGCUUAAAGGUGGGUUGCACGACCUCCCGUGAGUCCGUAAGGCGGGCGGCCCAGGCCGCGAAGGAGGCAAAUGUGAGGCCGGCCAGGAUGUACCUCCGCUCCACAUCUCGGGGGCUGCGACAAUUCGUCGAUAUCUACAUGCCAGUCUUCAAGCAGGACUCAAGUCCAGUCUCUUCUGAGGGUGAACAGGAGGACGAUGCCGGAAAUCAGACCGAGCCUGUUUCUCCUCAGACGGAGGGGCUUUCCUGCAGGGGAACUUUUCGUCACUUUCGCCGCCUGGGCAAGAGAAAAUUAAUGGACCGGUACGUAAAUGCCUCCUCUUUGGAAGCAAAGAAUCAUUUAAGAAGGAAUUCAUGGCGGGAUUCAAGCCAAGCUGAUAUUAGCCCUAAGACACCUGCAGAGACAUCGCGACUUGGAAGAAAUAUAAAUUAGCGAAAAUUGGCAAAGAAUGUAUAAAUGUAUCAUUUAGAUUGUGUGGAUGUGAGACAAACUCUUGUAAAGAAUAUAUAUAUUGUGUUUAUAAUGCGAUUCAUAUUUACAAAAAAAUGAAAUAAAAUUCGGAUUUACAUUACAA